Molecule: messenger RNA, 1618 nt
Organism: Cryptomeria japonica (Japanese cedar)
Lineage: Eukaryota; Viridiplantae; Streptophyta; Pinopsida; Cupressales; Cupressaceae
Product: UDP-glycosyltransferase 74E1-like
Exons: 2
Coding region: 12-1460 (482 amino acids)
Molecular function (GO): UDP-glycosyltransferase activity
Source: RefSeq, a predicted model, not a curated record
UGGAUUAAAAGAUGGGGUCAUUGCAUCAGCAACCAGCAAUUAAGCGGCCUCAUGUAGUAGUAUUCCCUUACCCAUCCCAGGGUCAUAUUAAUCCAUUAAUGGAGUUUGCCAAGAGGCUUGUCUCCAAAAACCUCCAUGUGACCUUCAUUACCACAGAGAGAAUUAGAGAGCGAAUGAUACAAGCUCAGGAUGGGGUUGCUGCUCAUGUGACCACUGUUAUGCAGGAUAUAAGAAUUGAAACAGUUCCAGAUGGGCUUUCUCCUGAUAAUGAAGAGACGAAAGACAGAGACAUGAUAUUUGAUUUAUUGAGAAAGGUCGGAGGUCAUAAAUUUGAACAGUUGAUAGAGAGGCUUAAUUCUGAAGGCGAUACAGUCUCUUGUAUUGUUUAUGACUCUUUUCUAGAGUGGGUUCCUAUUAUUGCAAACAAGUUUGAUAUUCCUUCAGCACUUCUCUGGACGCAGUCAUGUGCAGUUUAUUCUAUCUAUUAUCAUUUUUACGCAGGAAUGGUGAAAGCAAAAGAUGAAGCAGAGAAUGCAAGAGACAUUAUAGCAAUACCAGGACUUCCACAACUAUGCCAAUCAGACUUGCCAUCCUUUCUACAACCAUCAAAUACAUAUGCAUCACUGCUGCGAUUCCAGCUAAACCAAUUCAGUACCGUUUCUCAAGCCACAUGGAUACUAGGAAACUCCUUCAAUGAACUGGAAAUGGCAGAAAUACAAUCCAUGGAAUCCCUCAUUCCAAUAAGAACAGUAGGCCCUCUUGUUCCCUCGGCUUUCCUAGAUGGAAAUAAUCCAAAUGACCAAGACGUGGGCACACAUCUUUGGAAAGCAGCGAACUGUAUAGAUUGGCUCAAUAAAAAGGAAGCCUCAACUGUUGUAUAUGUUUCCUUUGGUAGUUUAGCUGUCCUUUCUAAAGAGCAGAUCAUAGAAAUAGCCCUUGGCCUAAAGGCCAGUCAACAUUCCUUUUUGUGGGUGAUUCGUCCUGAUCACAACAAAGAAGAAGAAAAGGACAUACGUGAUUUUCUAGAAGGUUUUAUUGAGGAAACUAUGGAUCAAGGGCUAGUUGUAUCGUGGUGUCCACAGAUGGCAGUGCUUAAUCAUCCUUCUGUGGGUAUGUUUGUUACACACUCUGGAUGGAAUUCUACGUUAGAGAGCCUCAGUUCUGGGUUACCUGUCCUAACUAUUUCUCAGAGGAGUGAUCAAACGACUAAUUCUAAGUAUAUUGAAGAUGUGUGGAAGACAGGGAUAAGAUUGAAUAAAACAAGAGAUGGGCCAGUUGGGAGGGAUGAGAUGGAGAAAUCUAUUAAGACAAUUAUGGAAGGUGAAAGUGGUGUGGACUUGAGGAAGAAUGCUUUGCAAUGGAAGACAUUAGCAAAGAAAGCGAUGGUGAAAGGUGGAUCUUCUGAUAAGAAUAUUGAUUGGUUUGUUCAUGAGGUCAUUGCUAGAACAACACUAGCUUGACCAUACUUAUUGAUAGGAACCAAGCUUUUAAUUUGCAAUAUAAGGAAUUUUUAAUGGUUUGUAACGUGGAUAGAUUAACAAUUUAUGAUCUUGUGUUUGUUUCCUUCUACACAUUCAAUUGCAAUUGCAAGUAGCACUAGGUAUAUACAAAGUACAUA